CUGGGGCCUUUAAAAGGGACUGCACCUGCCCUUGGUUCUGGAGAUCAGCGUCUCCCUUCUACACACUCCAAGAUGAACGCUUCGGAUCCAAUUGACUUGGCAGAAGAAGCCAAGUCCAGGGCUAUUGCGAAGGAUCCCACCAUCAGUGAGAAGCGUGCCGAGAUUGAGCCCGCUCCUGUCCACAGUGUGUCCUCUGUACACGAUGAUGAUGAUGCCCUUCACAAGAACUAUCCCAAUGAAGAAGACUUGAAGAACCUGCGGCGUGUCGCAGGCAAAAUUCCAUGGACUACUUUUACCGUCGCAUUUGUCGAGCUCUGCGAACGAUUCUCGUACUAUGGCACAACGGCCGUCUUCGUCAACUUCAUUCAGCGUCCUCUACCGGCCAAUUCAACCACCGGAGCCCUCGUGGCCGGCGCUGACUUCAACAAUGAUGUUCCCGGUGCCCUGGGCAUGGGACAGCGUGCCUCAACUGGCCUGACCUUGUUCAACCAGUUCUGGUCCUACAUCAUGCCCUUAAUGGGUGCAUACGUGGCCGACCAGUAUUGGGGCCGUUUCCGCACUAUCUUUGCCUCGAUUGCUGUUGCUCUCGUGGGUCACUCUAUCUUAAUCAUAUCUGCCAUUCCCAGCGUCAUUUCAAGCCCCGGAGGCUCAAUCGCCUGCUUCUCUGUUGGCUUGGUCAUCAUGGGUGUGGGUACAGGUGGUUUCAAGUCCAACAUCUCUCCACUGAUCGCAGAGCAAUACGGCGAUGACAAGCCCUACAUUCGAAUUGAGAAGAAUGGUGAGCGCGUCAUUGUCGAUCCCGCUGCCACGGUCUCCCGCAUCUAUCUAUACUUUUAUUUGAUGAUCAACAUUGGGUCCUUGACCGGUCAGAUCAGUAUGGUCUAUGCUGAACGCUACGUCGGUUUCUGGCUCUCCUUCCUCCUUCCCACCCUCAUGUUCUGCCUCUGCCCGACAGUCCUCUUCUUGUGCAAAUCGAAAUACAAGCUUCACCCGCCCACGGGCUCUGUGUACUCAAAGGCCUUCCGUUUGUGGAAAUUGGCCAUGAAGGGUCGAUGGUCGCUCAACCCCCUCCGUCUGUUUCAGAGUACAACUGGCUCAGGUGAAUUCUGGCAUAACGUGAAGCCCAGCCAGUUGGGGGCGGAUAAGCCGGAGUGGAUGACCUUUGACGAUGAGUGGGUGGAUGAGGUACGACGUGGACUCAAGGCCUGUAAGGUCUUUUUAUGGUAUCCGCUUUACUGGCUGGCUUAUAACCAGAUGUUGAAUAACUUGACUUCGCAAGCGGCCACCAUGCACCUAGGCGGAGUGCCAAACGAUGUCAUCAACAACCUCAACCCGUUCGCCCUCAUCAUCUUCAUUCCCAUUUUCGACAGACUUGUCUAUCCAGGCUUGCGUCGGCUCGGGUUCAACUUCACCCCUCUCAAGCGCAUCACAGCCGGGUUCUUCGUGGCUGGCUGCUCCAUGAUCGUCGCAACCGUCACCCAAUACUACAUUUAUAAGCUGGGCCCUUGCGGCAACCAGGCAAACUACUGCCUGGAAGUUGAAGGAAAGCAAACCAAUAUCUCCGUCUGGGUCCAGACGCUGACCUACGUACUGGGCGGUAUCUCGGAGAUUUUCGCCUCGAUUACCUCGUUGGAGUACGCCUUCACAAAGGCUCCUCGCAACAUGCGAUCUCUUGUGCAGGCCGUGGCUCUCUUCAUGAAUGCCAUCUCCGCAGCCAUCGGUCAGGCAUUGGUUGGUUUGUCCGCUGAUCCUCUACUAGUUUGGAAUUACGGUGUCGUGGCCAUCUUAGCCUUUGUCGGCUGUGCAGGAUUCUGGCUGACCAACUACAAAUUGGACCAGGAGGAGGAUGCAUUGAACAUGCUGCCUCAGAGUGGUUACGAGGGACGACGGACAGCUGAUGAGGAGAAGUAG
Penicillium maclennaniae is the source of this 1911-nucleotide messenger RNA. RefSeq lists its product as uncharacterized. The transcript has 5 exons. The record is from RefSeq and is a predicted model, not a curated record. Lineage: Eukaryota; Fungi; Ascomycota; Eurotiomycetes; Eurotiales; Aspergillaceae. Gene Ontology annotation, biological process: transmembrane transport; oligopeptide transport. Gene Ontology annotation, cellular component: membrane. Gene Ontology annotation, molecular function: dipeptide transmembrane transporter activity.